UCGCAGAGCUGAGGACGCGCGCAGCGCUGCUCAAGGUCUCUCUCUCUCUCAGCCUCUCAGCACCCUUGCCGGCCGGCAUCUGACGCGGGUGCCAGAGUCUCCGGGCACCUUUCAGUGUCCAUUCCCUCAGUCAGCCAGGACUCCGCAACCCAGCAGUUGCCGCUGCGGCCACAGCCUGAGGGGAUCUGCGGACAGGACGCCGGCAGGAGGAGGGGUGCGCAGCGCCCGCGCAGAGCGUCUCCCUCGCUGCGCAGCGAGACCCGGGCCUCCCUGCCCCAGGAGACCCCAGCUGCCUCGCCAGGUGUAUGGGACUGAAGUUCUUGGAGAAGGGAGUCCAACUCUUCAAGGUGAACUAUGACCACUUUACUCUGGGUUUUUGUGACUCUGAGGGUCAUCACUGCAGCUGUCACUGUAGAAACUUCAGACCAUGACAACUCGCUGAGUGUCAGCAUCCCCCAACCGUCCCCGCUGAGGGUCCUCCUGGGGACUUCCCUCACCAUCCCCUGCUAUUUCAUCGACCCCAUGCACCCUGUGACCACCGCCCCCUCUACCGCCCCCCUGGCCCCAAGAAUCAAGUGGAGCCGUGUGUCCAAGGAGAAGGAAGUAGUGCUGCUGGUGGCCACUGAAGGGCGCGUGCGAGUCAACAGUGCCUACCAGGACAAGGUCUCGCUGCCCAACUACCCAGCCAUCCCCAGUGACGCCACCUUGGAAAUCCAGAGCCUGCGCUCCAAUGACUCUGGAGUCUACCGCUGCGAGGUGAUGCAUGGCAUCGAGGACAGCGAGGCUACCCUGGAGGUUGUGGUGAAAGGCAUCGUGUUCCAUUACAGAGCCAUCUCUACACGCUACACCCUCGACUUUGACAGGGCGCAGCGGGCCUGCCUGCAGAACAGUGCCAUCAUCGCCACGCCCGAGCAGCUGCAGGCCGCCUAUGAAGACGGCUUCCACCAGUGUGACGCCGGCUGGCUGGCUGACCAGACUGUCAGAUACCCCAUCCACACUCCCCGGGAAGGCUGCUAUGGAGACAAGGAUGAGUUUCCUGGUGUGAGGACGUAUGGCAUCCGAGACACCAACGAGACCUAUGACGUGUACUGCUUCGCUGAGGAGAUGGAGGGUGAGGUCUUUUAUGCAACAUCUCCAGAGAAGUUCACCUUCCAGGAAGCAGCCAAUGAGUGCCGGCGGCUGGGUGCCCGGCUGGCCACCACAGGCCAGCUCUACCUGGCCUGGCAGGCUGGCAUGGACAUGUGCAGCGCCGGCUGGCUGGCCGACCGCAGCGUGCGCUACCCCAUCUCCAAGGCCCGGCCCAACUGCGGUGGCAACCUCCUGGGCGUGAGGACCGUCUACGUGCAUGCCAACCAGACGGGCUACCCCGACCCCUCAUCCCGCUACGACGCCAUCUGCUAUACAGGUGAAGACUUUGUGGACAUCCCAGAAAACUUCUUUGGAGUGGGGGGUGAGGAGGACAUCACCAUCCAGACAGUGACCUGGCCUGACAUGGAGCUGCCACUGCCUCGAAACAUCACUGAGGGUGAAGCCCGAGGCAGCGUGAUCCUUACCGUAAAGCCCAUCUUCGAGGUCUCCCCCAGUCCCCUGGAACCCGAGGAACCCUUCACGUUUGCCCCUGAAAUAGGGGCCACUGCCUUCCCUGAGAUUGAGAAUGAGACUGGAGAGGCCACCAGGCCCUGGGGCUUUCCCACGCCUGGCCUGGGCCCUGCCACGGCAUUCACCAGUGAGGACCUCGUCGUGCAGGUGACGGCUGUCCCUGGGCAGCCGCAUUUGCCAGGGGGGGUCGUGUUCCACUACCGCCCGGGACCCACUCGCUACUCGCUGACCUUUGAGGAGGCGCAGCAGGCCUGCCUGCGCACCGGGGCGGUCAUUGCCUCGCCGGAGCAGCUCCAGGCCGCCUACGAAGCAGGCUAUGAGCAGUGCGACGCUGGCUGGCUGCGGGACCAGACCGUCAGAUACCCCAUUGUGAGCCCACGGACCCCAUGCGUGGGUGACAAGGACAGCAGCCCAGGGGUCAGGACCUAUGGCGUGCGCCCAUCAACAGAGACCUACGAUGUCUACUGCUACGUGGACAGACUUGAGGGGGAGGUGUUCUUCGCCACACGCCUUGAGCAGUUCACCUUCCAGGAAGCACAGGAGUUCUGUGAAUCCCACAAUGCCACGCUGGCCACCACGGGCCAGCUCUACGCCGCCUGGAGCCGCGGCCUGGACAAGUGCUAUGCUGGCUGGCUGGCCGAUGGCAGCCUCCGCUACCCCAUCGUCACCCCAAGGCCUGCCUGUGGUGGAGACAAGCCAGGCGUGAGAACCGUCUACCUCUACCCUAACCAGACAGGCCUCCCGGACCCACUGUCCCGGCACCAUGCCUUCUGCUUCCGAGGCAUUUCAGUGGUUCCUUCUCCAGGAGAAGAAGAGGGCGGCACACCCACAUCACCCUCUGGUGUGGAGGAGUGGAUCGUGACCCAAGUGGUUCCUGGUGUGGCUGCUGUCCCCGUAGAAGAGGAGACAACUGCUGUACCCUUAGAGGAGACUACUGCCAUCCUAGAGUUCACCACCGAGCCAGAAAACCAGACAGAACGGGAACCAGCCUACACCCCAGUGGGCACAUCCCCGCUGCCAGGGAUCCUUCCUACUUGGCCUCCCACUGGCGCAGCAACAGAGGAAAGCACAGAAGGCCCUUCUGCAACUGAAGUGCCCUCUGCCUCAGAGGAACCAUCCCCCUCAGAGGCGCCAUUCCCCUCAGAGGAGCCAUCCCCCUCAGAGGAACCAUUCCCCUCAGUGAGGCCAUUCCCCUCAGUGGAGCUGUUCCCCUCAGAGGAGCCAUUCCCCUCCAAGGAGCCGUCCCCCUCAGAGGAACCAUCAGCCUCAGAAGAGCCCUAUACACCUUCACCCCCGGUGCCCAGCUGGACUGAGCUGCCCAGCUCUGGGGAGGAAUCUGGGGCCCCUGACGUCAGUGGUGACUUCACAGGCAGUGGAGAUGUUUCAGGACACCUUGACUUCAGUGGGCUGCUGUCAGGGGACAGGGCAAGUGGACUGCCCUCUGGAGACCUUGACUCCAGCGGUCUUACUUCCACAUUGGGCUCAGGCCUGCCUGUGGAAAGUGGACUAGCCUCAGGGGAUGAAGAGAGAAUUGAGUGGUCCAGCACUCCUACGGUUGGUGAACUGCCCUCUGGAGCUGAGAUCCUAGAGGGCUCUGCCUCUGGAGUCGGGGAUCUCAGUGGACUUCCUUCUGGAGAAGUUCUAGAGACUUCUACCUCUGGAGUAGGAGACCUCAGUGGGCUUCCUUCUGGAGAAGUUCUAGAGACUUCUACCUCUGGAGUAGGAGACCUCAGCGGACUUCCUUCUGGAGAAGUUCUAGAGACUACUGCCUCUGGAGUAGAGGACAUCAGCGGGCCUCCUUCUGGAGAAGUUCUAGAGACUACUGCCUCUGGAGUAGAGGACAUCAGUGGGCUUCCUUCUGGAGAAGUUCUAGAGACUACUGCCUCUGGAGUAGAGGACAUCAGUGGACUUCCUUCUGGAGAAGUUCUAGAGACUACUGCCUCUGGGGUAGAGGACAUCAGCGGACUUCCUUCUGGAGAAGUUCUAGAGACUACUGCCUCUGGAGUAGGAGACCUCAGUGGACUUCCUUCUGGAGAAGUUCUAGAGACUUCUACUUCUGGAGUAGGAGAUCUCAGUGGACUUCCUUCUGGAGAAGUUCUAGAGACUUCUACCUCUGCAUUAGGGGACCUCAGUGGACUUCCUUCUGGAGGAGAAGUUCUAGAGACUUCUGCCUCUGGAGUAGAGGACAUCAGCGGGCUUCCUUCUGGAGAAGUUGUAGAGACUACUGCCUCUGGAAUAGAGGAUGUCAGUGAACUUCCUUCAGGAGAAGGUCUAGAGACCUCUGCUUCUGGAGUAGAGGACCUCAGCAAGCUCCCUUCUGGAGAAGAAGUUCUAGAGAUUUCUGCCUCUGGAGUAGGGGACAUCAGUGGGCUUCCUUCUGGAGGAGAAGUUCUAGAGAUUUCUGCCUCUGGAGUCGGGGACCUCAGUGGGCUUCCUUCUGGAGGAGAAGGUCUAGAGACCUCUGCUUCUGAAGUAGGGACCGACCUCAGUGGACUUCCUUCUGGAAGGGAGGGUCUAGAGACUUUAGCUUCUGGAGCUGAGGACCUCAGUGGGUUGCCUUCUGGAAAAGAAGACUUGGUGGGUUCAGCUUCUGGAGACUUGGACUUGGGCAAACUACCUUCUGUAACUCUAGGAAGUGGGCAAGCUCCAGAAACAAGUGGUCUUCCCUCUGGAUUUAGUGGCGAGUAUUCUGGGGUGGACUUUGGAAGUGGCCCACCCUCUGGCCUGCCUGACUUUAGUGGACUUCCAUCUGGAUUCCCAACUGUUUCCCUAGUGGAUUCUACAUUGGUGGAAGUGGUCACAGCCUCCACUGCAAGUGAACUGGAAGGGAGGGGAACCAUUGGCAUCAGUGGUGCAGGAGAAAUAUCUGGGCUUCCCUCCAGUGAGCUGGACAUUAGUGGGGGAGCUAGUGGACUCCCUUCAGGAACUGAACUCAGUGGCCAAGCAUCUGGGUCUCCUGAUGUCAGUGGGGAAACACCUGGACUCUUUGGUGUCACUGGACAGCCAUCAGGGUUUCCUGACAUCAGUGGGGGAACAUCUGGGAUUUUUGAGGUUAGUGGGCAGCCAUCAGGGUUUCCUGACACUAGUGGGGAAACAUCUGGAGUGACUGAGCCUAGCGGGCUGUCCUCUGGACAACCAGGUGUUAGUGGAGAAGCAUCUGGAGUUCUUUAUGGCAGUAGUCAACCCUUUGGCAUAACCGAUCUGAGUGGAGAAACAUCUGGGGUCCCUGAUCUCAGCGGGCUGCCUUCAGGUUUACCAGGGUUCAGUGGAGCAACAUCAGGAGUCCCUGACCUGGUUUCUGGUGCCACAAGUGGCAGCAGUGAAUCUUCUGGCAUUACAUUUGUGGACACCAGUUUGGUUGAAGUGACCCCUACUACAUUUAAAGAAGAAGAAGGCUUAGGGUCUGUGGAACUCAGUGGCCUCCCUUCCGGAGAGGCAGAUCUGUCAGGCAAAUCUGGGAUGGUGGAUGUCAGUGGGCAGUUUUCUGGAACAGUCGAUUCCAGUGGGUUUACAUCCCAGACUCCAGAAUUCAGUGGCCUACCAAGUGGCAUAGCUGAGGUCAGUGGAGAAUCCUCCGGAGCUGAGAUUGGGAGCAGCCUGCCCUCGGGAGCAUAUUAUGGCAGUGGACUUCCAUCUGGUUUUGCCACUGUCUCUCUUGUAGACAGAACUUUGGUGGAAUCUGUAACCCAGGCUCCAACAGCCCAAGAGGCAGGAGAAGGACCUUCUGGCAUUUUAGAACUCAGUGGUGCUCAUUCUGGAGCACCAGACAUGUCUGGGGACCAUUCUGGAUUUCUGGACCUAAGUGGGUUGCAGUCCGGGCUGGUAGAGCCCAGCGGAGAGCCACCAAGUACUCCAUAUUUUAGUGGGGAUUUUGCCAGCACCACCAAUGUAAGUGGAGAAUCCUCUGUAGCCAUGGGCACCAGUGGAGAGGCCUCGGGACUUCCAGAAGUUACUUUAAUCACUUCUGAGUUCGUGGAGGGUGUUACUGAACCAACUGUUUCUCAGGAACUUGGCCAAAGGCCUCCUGUGACACACACACCCCAGCUUUUUGAGUCCAGUGGAGAAGUCUCUGCAGCUGGGGACAUUAGUGGAGCUACCCCCGUGCUCCCUGGGUCUGGAGUAGAAGUAUCAUCAGUCCCAGAAUCUAGCAGUGAGACGUCCGCCUAUCCUGAGGCUGGGGUUGGGGCAUCUGCUGCCCCUGAGGCCAGCAGAGAAGAUUCUGGGUCCCCUGAUCUGAGUGAAACCACCUCUGCAUUCCACGAAGCUGACCUCAAGAGAUCCUCUGGCCUAGGAGUGAGCGGCAGCACUUUGACAUUUCAAGAAGGCGAGGCGUCAGCUGCCCCAGAAGUGAGUGGAGAAUCCACCACCACCAAUGAUGUGGGGACAGAGGCACCAGGCUUGCCUUCAGCCACUCCCAUGGCUUCUGGAGACAGGACUGAAAUCAGCAGAGACCUGUCUGGUCACACCUCGGGGCUGGGCGUUGUCAUCAGCACCAGCAUCCCAGAGUCUGAGUGGACUCAGCAGACCCAGCGCCCUGCAGAGGCGCAUCUAGAAAUUGAGUCCUCAAGCCUCCUGUACUCAGGAGAAGAGACUCACACAGUCGAAACAGCCACCUCCCCAACAGAUGCUUCCAUCCCAGCUUCUCCAGAAUGGAAACGUGAAUCAGAAUCAACUGCUGCAGACCAGGAGGUAUGUGAGGAGGGCUGGAACAAGUACCAGGGCCACUGUUACCGCCACUUCCCGGACCGCGAGACCUGGGUGGAUGCUGAGCGCCGGUGUCGGGAGCAGCAGUCACACCUGAGCAGCAUUGUCACCCCCGAGGAGCAGGAGUUUGUCAACAACAAUGCCCAAGACUACCAGUGGAUCGGCCUGAACGACAGGACCAUUGAAGGGGACUUCCGCUGGUCAGAUGGACACCCCAUGCAAUUUGAGAACUGGCGCCCCAACCAGCCUGACAACUUCUUUGCCGCUGGAGAGGACUGUGUGGUGAUGAUCUGGCACGAGAAGGGCGAGUGGAAUGAUGUUCCUUGCAAUUACCACCUCCCCUUCACGUGUAAAAAGGGCACAGUGGCGUGCGGAGAGCCCCCUGUGGUGGAACAUGCCAGGACCUUCGGGCAGAAGAAGGACCGGUAUGAGAUCAAUUCUCUGGUGCGGUACCAGUGCAUGGAGGGGUUUGUCCAGCGCCACAUGCCCACCAUCCGGUGCCAGCCCAGCGGGCACUGGGAGGAGCCUCGGAUCACCUGCACAGACCCCACCACCUACAAACGCAGACUACAGAAGCGGAGCUCACGGCACCCUCGGAGGAGCCGCCCCAGCACGGCCCACUGAGAAGAGCUUCCAGGACGCACCCAGGACGCUGAGCCCAGGAGCCUGCCAGGCUGACGUGCAUCCCACCCAGAUGGUGUCCUCUUCUUGUCGAUUUUUGUCAUAUAAGGAAUCCCAUUAAAGAAGGAAAAAAAAUAAAUCCCACAUUGUGUAUGCACCCACUCACCCCUCCAAAUCAGCAAAACCGCAUCUAAUUUGUCCGCCGAAUGCCAAAGCAAAGCAAACUUAUUAUAACCCGUGGACUGAGUUUAGAGACAUUUCUUCAAUUUCCCAUCGUGCCUUUCCAGGGACCAGUGCAGGGACAGGGGGAGAAGGGGAGGGGUUAAGUUAAAUAAAGAAGAUUAUUUUUGUUUCCUGACUUUA
This is a messenger RNA of Symphalangus syndactylus (siamang), 7287 nucleotides long. It is a transcript of the gene ACAN, whose product is annotated as aggrecan. Gene Ontology annotation, cellular component: perineuronal net; synapse. The record is from RefSeq and is a predicted model, not a curated record. Gene Ontology annotation, molecular function: calcium ion binding; hyaluronic acid binding. Lineage: Eukaryota; Metazoa; Chordata; Mammalia; Primates; Hylobatidae. Gene Ontology annotation, biological process: cell adhesion; skeletal system development; central nervous system development.